UGAUUACGGGGGAAUCAGAUUGAGCGAUAAGCAAGCACAGGUUUUAAAGUUUCAACUAAUAAGCUAGUUUCUUUAUGACAUUGGAAGUUUACUUAUGAUUGUUUCCAUUUUAAAAUUGAAUGAUAUCACCGAGCUGAAGGAGGAUGCUUGCUCCUGCAGUUGCAAUAAUAAUGAUUUUUCUAUUGAUGAUUUGAGAGCCCUUGAUUUCCAAGACGAUGGGGAUAAUGGUGAUAGAGAUCUUGAUCAAGACAUUUGUUUGAUUGGUGACGGCGGAAGGCGGCGGAGCGGGGCAGCGCUGAAGUAUGGUUACGAAGAAGAGGAGGAGGAAGAAGAAGAAGAGUCGAGUGAUGAUGUGGGUGUGAUUCGGAAUAUGAAUGAAAUGGAAGAUAAGCUCUUUUGGGACACUUGCAUGGCGGGAGGGUACCCCUGAACCUUUAAAUUUGUUGUUCUGUCAUAAACCCUAUAUCUCAUUUUAGUUACAAAACCAUUUUUAUGAUUAUUCUAUUUGGAUCCAUUGAGAUUUGAAUUUCUAAAUUUGUUUGUUCUUUUA
Molecule: messenger RNA, 550 nt
Organism: Cucumis melo (muskmelon)
Lineage: Eukaryota; Viridiplantae; Streptophyta; Magnoliopsida; Cucurbitales; Cucurbitaceae
Exons: 2
Coding region: 95-430 (111 amino acids)
Source: RefSeq, a predicted model, not a curated record